CUCAUGACUCCAGCAUCUGGCUCGCUCGCUGCUCUUUCCUCACUUCCUUCGCUGGAUCUGCGGACGGGGAAACUUUCCUCUGCGGAAAGAAGACGCAGGAGCGUGCACAGCGGCCCAGAUGUUCGCGGUCUGAGCGGCCUCCUCUCCGUCCGUCCCGAUCCUGGACUCGCCACUCCGCCUCCCGGCGCCGCGGCGGGCGGAGCGCAGCGCCGCCGGCCCGGGCGCCACAAAGACGCAGCAGGGAUGCAUUUUCACAGGCGGGCUGUGAAGCCGGCGGCGGAGAGGACGAGGGGAAAGCUGCGGGCUGAGGACUGCGACUAGAGCCAGGGUGGAGAAGAUGGCGGCCCUGAGGCGGAUGUUCCACGUGAAAGGAGACGUGCUGUGCACGGCGCUGCUGCUGCUGCUCUUCUGCCUGCUGCUCUACGCCCGCCAGGCCGUGCUGUCCUCCGGGUCCGACGCCACGCUGUGGAGGCUGGAGGUCCACGGCUCCACCAGCUCCAACAGGAACCUGCUGGGAGCCGGCGGGGCCACGGGCCUGCAGGAGCCCGGCACGACUUCGUCCGGCCCCCAGGAGCCACAGCUGCCGGUCUGUAAAUCCCAGACCAAGUCCAAACCUGCUCAGUCCAAACCCAAAUCCAAACCUCAGAGCAAGUCUAAGACCAAGUCCAAGACCCGCAAGAAAAAUGCAGCGCCGACCAAGGCGGCGGGAAAUCCGCCGCCGACCAUGCCCCCCUUCGACUUCCAGGGCUACCUGAGAGAGAAGGACAAGAGGAAGUUCCGGCUGCUCAUCGACCAGCCGGAUAAAUGUCAGCUGACGGGAGCAGAGGAGGAGGAGGAGGAGGAGGAGGAGGAGGGAGGAGGAGCGUCGGGCUCGGUGGAGGCUCCCUACAUGCUCAUCGCAGUGAAAUCCGUCGCUGCAGAUUUCCACAAACGCCAGGUGGUCCGUCGGACGUGGGGCAGAGAGGGACACUUCCAAAACGACGUGUCGAUCCGGACGGUCUUCCUGCUCGGGGUUCCCAGGAACCGCUCGGCUCUGCCUCUGUGGGAGCAGCUCCUGGCCUACGAGAGCGACGCCUACAAGGACAUCCUGCUGUGGGACUUCGAGGACACGUUCUUCAACCUGACCCUGAAGGAGACGCACUUCCUGGAAUGGGUCAACAGCAGCUGUCCUCACGUCAAGUUCAUCUUCAAAGGCGACGCCGACGUGUACGUGAACAUCGAAAACAUCCUUGAGAUGCUCCGGGGUCAGAAAUGGGACGAGGAUCUGUUCGUGGGGGAUAUCAUCAUCCAUGCCAAACCCAUUCGCCGGCGCACAUCCAAAUACUACGUGCCGGAGUUCGUGUAUGGAGGAGGUUUGUACCCGAACUACGCCGGAGGAGGAGGCUUCGUCAUGUCGGGACAUACAGCUCGAAGACUCAGCUCCGCCUGCCAGCAGGUGGAGUUGUUCCCGAUCGACGACGUCUUCCUGGGAAUGUGCCUCCAGGUGAUCGGCGUCAAACCGUCGCGCCAUCAGGGCUUCCGGACCUUCGGGAUCCCGCGGCCGUCGGCGGCGCCCAACCUCCAGACCUUCGAUCCCUGCUUUUACCGGGAACUCAUGGUGGUCCACAGCCUCAGCGUGCCGCAGAUCUGGCUCAUGUGGAACCUCCUGCACGACCCCAAGCUGAGCUGCCACAACCGGACCAAGCUGACGUCCUGGCCCUUUAAAUGGCGGGAGGGCACGGAAGAGGCGGAGGCCCAGGAAGAGGCGGACUACGGAGAAAAGCAGGUGUUUGUCACGCAUUAGUGACGGACUGCCGGGGCCUGGUGGAUCCUCAAAUUGAAAACAAAAAAGGUUAAAGCUCAGGAUUUGAGGCCACUUUGAUCUGUUAGAAACAUUCCUUUGUGUCACAGGAGACUUGAUCCGGCCGGCAGACGGUCUUUUAGGGGGGAAAUGAAUUGGCGAAAGCUUGGCCUGCUCCAGAUUGUUCAUGGAGGAAGUCCGUGGGGAGAUGAGGCUUCGGCCAUCAGAGUCCGUCUGUCUCGUUCACACAGACUGGGAUGAGUAGAGAAGACUGCGAUCAGACGGAAUGUCGACAGACCUUUGAAUGUGUUACCACAGUUUGCACAGCGGUCCACCAGGACGACUCGACCCAUGCGGUUAGCCGGCUUAACCUCAUUCAGACGCAGAAGAAACGCUUCACACCGACGAGAGAGAAUGCACCGCUCUGCCGGUUUGCUGCUUACUUCAG
Molecule: messenger RNA, 2228 nt
Organism: Salarias fasciatus (jewelled blenny)
Lineage: Eukaryota; Metazoa; Chordata; Actinopteri; Blenniiformes; Blenniidae
Gene: b3gnt9
Product: UDP-GlcNAc:betaGal beta-1,3-N-acetylglucosaminyltransferase 9
Biological process (GO): protein O-linked glycosylation; poly-N-acetyllactosamine biosynthetic process
Cellular component (GO): Golgi membrane
Molecular function (GO): UDP-glycosyltransferase activity; hexosyltransferase activity
Source: RefSeq, a predicted model, not a curated record